AUGGCGCCCGGAUCACGUGGGCUAAGAAAUCAACAGGUUGCUAGGCAACGGUGCCGCCUCCUGCUGAACAGAAAUCAAGCCCCCAACAAACAGACCCCAAACAAAGCAAGCGCUGUUAAUAAAACCCCCAACAGAUUGGAUGCCGCAGCGUGA
Molecule: messenger RNA, 153 nt
Organism: Podarcis lilfordi (Lilford's wall lizard)
Lineage: Eukaryota; Metazoa; Chordata; Lepidosauria; Squamata; Lacertidae
Source: the annotation of a GenBank genome assembly